Molecule: messenger RNA, 1206 nt
Organism: Medioppia subpectinata
Lineage: Eukaryota; Metazoa; Arthropoda; Arachnida; Sarcoptiformes; Oppiidae
Source: the annotation of a GenBank genome assembly
AUGACUACAACACUGUCGGGUUUGCCGACAAUUCGUGCCUUCAAAGUGCAGGACCUGUUUGUUCGACAGUAUUAUCGCCAUCAGAACGAUCACACGUCCGCUUAUUUCAUGUGUAUCUCCGCCUCAAGAGUUUUAGGUGUGACAAUGGACUGGUUGUGUGUGUCAUACCUCUUCUGUGUGACACUGUUUCUCAUGGUUUAUCAUAAGGACUUGGAGAGCGGCAGCGCUGGCCUGGCCUUCACUCUGGCCAUGGGUUUGGCGGGAAUGGCUCAGUGGGGGGUCCGGCAGUCGGCCGAAUGCGAGACCCAAAUGGUGUCCGUCGAGCGUAUCGUCGAGUACAGCGGUCUCGAGCCGGAGACCGAGCCUACAGACAGCGUACAGUCGCCGCCCCGGGAGUGGUUACAAACCGGUCGCAUAGAGUUCGUAGACGUGUCGCUCCGGUACCCGAAUCGAGCGGAACUGGCGCUCAACGGACUAAACCUGGUGUUUACGGGCGGACAGAGGGUGGGUGUUGUCGGCCGGACGGGCGCCGGCAAGAGUUCACUGGUGGCCGCGCUAUUCAGACUACACCCGACCGGUGGCCGUAUACUCAUCGACGGCGUCGAUCACCGGACAGUACCCGUCGGCGAACUCCGGCGCCGGUUGUCUGUCGCACCGCAGGAAGCGAUAGUCUUCGGCGGCUCUGUUCGCCACAAUCUGGACCCGUUUGACGAGCACCGGGACGACCGGCUAUGGGAGGCGUUAGAGGCCGUACAGCUCCGGCAGGCGUUGCUGGAAAUGCCCGCACAGUUGGCGCACGAGUUGACGGACGGCGGCGCCAAUCUAUCGGUAGGUCAGCGCCAGUUGCUAUGUCUGGCGCGGGCUAUACUGCGCCGCUCCCGCAUCCUUGUCCUCGACGAGGCCACAGCUUCGGUCGAUCCCGAGACCGAUGCGCUCAUACAGCGAGCCAUUGGCCGCCAUUUUGCCGCCGCGACUGUACUGACAAUAGCCCAUCGGCUGCACACUGUUAUCGACUCGGAUCAGGUGCUGGUGAUGGACGCCGGGAGGGCUGUAGAGUACGGGCCGCCCCACGAGUUGUUGGCCUCGAGUGAGAGUGUGUUUUACGGUUUGGUCGCACAGACGGGUCCGCAAAUGGCCGCUGAGUUGCGCCGCGCGGCCAAACAGGCUUAUGAUGAACGCCGGUCGGGUGACCACAGACUAGACUAG